UGUCUGUCUGCAGGAGGGAUGAAAACUCAGGUGCGCCUCAGCGCUGCGUAAAGACGCGACGGAGCUCCUUGGCAAAAAGUCGAGAUUUGCUGCGCGAAGCUGAAAGUAAAGACCGACAAUAAAUCCUGAUCUCCUGAAAAAAAGAAAUAAAACUCAUUCCAGUAUAAAGGCCUAAAGGACAAACAUAUCUAAGAGGAAGGAGCUUCCAGGGUCCUUGCCUCUACAAUGAGUUGGGGGGCCCUCUAUGCCCAACUGGGCGGCGUCAACAAACACUCCACCAGCCUCGGGAAGAUCUGGCUCUCCGUCCUCUUCAUCUUCCGUAUCACUAUCCUAGUCCUGGCUGCAGAGAGCGUUUGGGGAGACGAGCAGUCGGACUUUACGUGCAACACGCAGCAGCCCGGUUGCAAGAACGUCUGCUAUGACCACUUCUUCCCUGUGUCACAUAUCCGGAUGUGGUGCCUGCAGCUCAUCUUUGUGUCCACACCAGCUCUGCUCGUAGCCAUGCAUGUGGCGUACAGAAAGCGUGGGGAUAAGAAGACCAUGCUGGCCUCCAAUGGCACGGAAAAAACCGACCUUGAGACCCUAAAGAAAAGACGUCUGCCCAUUACGGGCCCUCUUUGGUGGACCUACACCUGCAGCCUGUUCUUCCGGCUCAUCUUUGAAGGCGGUUUCAUGUAUGCCUUGUACUUCGUCUACGAUGGCUUCCAGAUGCCCCGGCUGGUGAAGUGCGAACAGUGGCCUUGCCCAAAUAAGGUGGACUGCUUUAUCUCCAGGCCAACGGAGAAAACCGUCUUCACCAUCUUCAUGGUAGCGUCCUCGGCCAUCUGCAUGGUGCUGAACGUGGCCGAGCUGUUGUAUCUCAUCGUCAAGGCACUCUUGAGGUGCUCGAACCGGUCAAACAAGAGGAAACACCCCUACACAGAGAACAUGACAAGGGACAACAAGAAGAACGAGAUGCUGUUGUCGUCCUCUACGGACACGUCCAGCAACAAGACCAUGUGCUAAAGAACAAAGAGAGGGAUAAACUGUAGAUCCAAUCUGUGAAACUCCAUUAGAGAUGUCUUGCGGGAUGCAUAGUCUGAUUUUACUGUGGCAAGACUUUAGUUCAGCUUCUUAACCAGCAGCAGAACUUAUAUUGACCAGACAGAAGGUAACUUGGGUGGUUUUGUCUCAAACAUGGCCCUAGAUUUCCCACUCUUGCACUAUAUUGCUCACAGCAUAAUGUCUUGGUUAUGUAGCUUUGUUUAAUUCUACCAGCCGUUAUUUUAAGUCCAUCGACCGAAAGAAGGUCACCUGCACACAAACAGACCAGUUUAAGCAAAAACUAAAUCAGUUUACAAGUCAGAGAAAUCCCUUUAAAUCUUCAAGAACAAUCUGCUGUAAUCUGAGAGGCAAUGGAGAUGAAAUGUGCAAUGUCCCCUGCUGAAUGUUGCCUCAACACUGCUUUGGAUAGAUAUUUCUUCUUUAGAAGUGGUUGAAGAAGCAUAGAUUUGCUCAGUUUUUCAAAUAACAACAAAAAAGCAAACUGCAGAAAAAAA
Messenger RNA from Cyprinodon tularosa, 1538 nucleotides. It is a transcript of the gene gjb8, whose product is annotated as gap junction protein beta 8. Gene Ontology annotation, cellular component: connexin complex. The record is from RefSeq and is a predicted model, not a curated record. Gene Ontology annotation, biological process: cell communication. Bases 226 to 1005 code for a protein of 259 amino acids. NCBI's taxonomy places the organism in Eukaryota, Metazoa, Chordata, Actinopteri, Cyprinodontiformes, Cyprinodontidae. The transcript has 2 exons.